AUGGCUGAUGGUGUGGAGUGGAGAUCAUGGAAGUAUGGUUACUCUGCAAGAAGAGCUGAGAUGAAGCUUAGGGAAGAAAACCUUUAAAGAGUAUUUUUUCUUGGUUUCUUUUACAGGGGUGAUAACUUAGGGUUUGUUGUCAUUCUCAAUUUAUUGUAUCGUGAAACAAAUUUGUAACACAGUGUAACAGACUGUUUUUUUUGUAUGGUAUUAAACAAGGGCGGAUUUUAGGGUGGGCCCAGGGGGUCCCGUCCCCGCCCCCUUUCGUCCGGUAAUUUCUUUUUCUUUUGUAAACGUGUGUAAGAUGGUACUACGAGCUUUGUUACUUAAAUAUAUUUUCUUUAAUAAACAUUGUUAAUAAGAAAAUAAUUUGUGUUCGAAGCCUACAUUUUAAUUUAGUCGCAAAUGACAAAGGUUCCCAGAAUGCUUGCAGUAAAUAUCAACCUCAAACAAACUGGACUUGGCAAUUUUUCAGGGAAGACAAUGUUGCCGUCUUUGCCAGGAGGUUGUGCUUUCGCCGCAAUCGCUUCGGCCCCUGGUAGCAUCAUAAAGUGUUAAUUACUUCUUUGACCACAACCACACCUGUGGUUUUUUUUAAAUAUUUCAGCAUUACAUGUUCAAUAUGGAAUCCCGGGUAUGUAAUCCAGGCAUUUUAAAUUUAAGCGUCCAGAAUGUACUCGAUUGCAUUUCAGAGAACGUUUUAAUCUCAAAGAUUUUCCCGGGGGAGCGUGCGCCCGAAACUCCCUACAAAAGCACGCCGUUCGCAGUUCUGAUGGGCGCUAUCUUGCCAUAUUGCCACUGUAUAUUAUAUCUCUAGGCCCCCUCUAUCACAAAAUCCUCCGUCCGCCCCUGCUAAACCUGGACAUAGUACAGUGGGAAUCUUUUCUUAUCAGCCUUUCUUAUUGGUUUUGAGUAGAGACCACGGCUACUCUGUAAGGAGAGCUGAGAUGAAGAUUAGGUUAGAAAACCUUAAGAGACUAUUUUCUUUUUGCCGCGGGGUCAGUGAAAAGUCAAGGUAUUUUGUCCAUCAGAGGCUUUACCAUUUACGUGGGCAAACUGGUCGGAUCACCGUUUGGGCAAAUGGUAAGCAAAAUUCAGGACUGCAUGGUAAGUUUUCUUUCGGAAUUUGGUGUACCAUUUGCACAAAUCAAUUCUAUUAACCGAAAAACGGCUGCAAAGAGCUGAAACUGGUAUCAAAGAUGGCUUGAAGAAACGGAGCACGAAUUUCUGUUUGGAACAUUCCGACCGGGAAAACAGGACACAUUUUGAGAUGUUCUGUCGCUCCCGGAAAUUUGAAAAAUCGUGUAUAAGUUUCUUUCCAACCCGAUUUUCCAGCAACUUUAAAUUAAAUGGUAAACAACCACAAUUUACAACACAGUGAGACAAAUUUGUAACACAAUGUAAUAGAUGAAUAGACUAUUUGUUUUGUUUGUUGACCCGGAAGUAAUGAAAUUAGCACUCCAUGAAAUUAAAAUAUUGGCAAUAAACGCGACUUUUAUAUCAUCAACGACUUUUUAAACAUGUACAUUACAUUUUAAAAUGUAAUGUACAUGUGUAUUACAGAAAAAAAACAGAAGUAUCCUCAGAGUCAAAUAGUUAUUUUCUCAAACCCAGGGACCCACAACGAUUUUUUUUUCACAAGUUAAGUGAUCAAUAUAUACGAGAAGAAAAAAUAUCGUUUCUUCCAGCCUGCUGGUGAGAUGCUUAUUUAGGAAGGGAGGGGGCAAGGUGGAAAAUCCUCCUCCCCUGCUCCUCCAUUAUCCGGCGCACGAUUUCCCAUUUUUUUGAACUCCUGCCACGCAUUCACAGCUAUUUUACCCAUAAAAACAUCAUUUUUGGGUUGUUCACAGUCCUGUUCCCGUCUGCAGAGCCCUUUUUCUGUCAUAUAGUGUUUACGAACAAAGACGCGAGUGGAGGUACACGUGCAGCGAUCCCCGAAGGGCUUCCGUAGCCUGCGUGCAAAAGUCUCUUAGAUACUUGAUAUAUAUUUCCUUCGCCGGUCAUGGAAAAACCCCUUUUCCGUAAGUAACAAAGGAAACAGGAGAUGUCUGCAAGUAUCACGAACUUGCUACUCAUCUGAUAGUUAAAGCAAUUAUAGAAGAUAAAAAGAGAAACAUUUACCUUAGCACGAACCUUGGACUGAAUCUUUUUAUCUUCCUUAUGAUUGGUUUAACCCACUGUAAACUAACAGCUGGUGAUUCUGACAGCAGGCAAAAAGCAAAAGCUGUUCAAGCAAACAAACUAAACAUAGCAAAGCAAGAGUUUUACUCAAAAGCACUAUGGUUCAUUUUACCUCCUUCGUGCUCUUUGUUUCGAUUUUGCUGUCGAUCAUUUCGAUCACAGCCCAGACACAGAAUCAGUUAGGUUCAAAAGGAACUCAGCAAUGUACAAUCAACAACAACUUCUACGCUGGAUCGAAUAAGAAGGUCGAAACUGUUAUGUUUGAGAUGAAGAAGCAACUUGAUGAAAUUCAGAAGGAACUUAGAAACUUGACGCAGAAAACAACGAAAGAAAACAAGACUAAAGGUAGCUAUCUGGAUUCGUUGCUUACGUUAUAUAAUUUCAGUCUGUGAAUCAAAUUUAAAUACAACGUACCUACAUUGGGUUAUCGUAGAAAAAAGUCUUGGUCCCAAAGAUAUCACAGUUGACAUUGCACUUGAGAAAGGGUUUGUAAUUUCUUAUCCUUAGGCCUAUUUUUUGAUAAAAUAUCUCUAAAUUAUUCUCACCUGAUAACUGUUUUUGCCUAAAACUCAUCCUCCAUAAAUAUUGAAAACUGAUGCCUUGUUAUUAUUUUUCAAAAUUUGCUUCAAAGAUUUUCUCUCCCAGUCCAACCACAAAAGCUGAAAUAAAACUGAAAAGUCCUUGCUUAAGUUGAUAACUGGCGGCAGGGGUCUUUUUGCGCACAAAAUAAAGGAAAGCAAAUUAUCACAUAGUCUGCUAGGCCAUUAGUUUUUGCUGGACACUAAUUUGAAUUCUUCAUUUUCCUUUAAUUAAAUCUUCUUCUCACUGUCCCUAAGAAAUCCAUUAUCACAAAAACUGUGCUGACGUGUACAAGUCAGGUGACAGGAUCAGCGGUGUGUACACAAUCGACCCUGAUGGCUCAGGCGCCUUUGACGUGUACUGUGAUCAUAGUGCCCCCGGUGGGGGGUGGACAGUGUUCCAAAAGAGACUGGACGGCUCGGUUGAUUUCUACCGCGGCUGGAAUGAUUACAAGCUUGGCUUUGGUAACCUGAAUGGCGAGUUUUGGUUGGGGCUGGAUAAGAUUCAUCGGCUGACCAAGAGUGAACGUUGCAAACUUCGUGUGGAUCUCGAAGACACCGCGGGAAAGACAGCCUAUGCCGAGUAUGACAUGUUUGCUGUAACAAGCGAGAGAACCAAGUACCAGUUAGGAAUUGGAACUUAUUCAGGUAUGUAGGCGUAUCAUCUAAACAGGUCUAGAAAAGGUUAUUGCCCAAUCGCGCCCGCCCCCUGUUUUUUUUUUUGGCUAGGAAAAAAUUUUCUCGAUGGUAAGCAGUUUGCGAGAGUGAUUAUCCAAAAAAAAGUGUAGAGGUAAAGGUGUUCAUGUAAUUGUAGCGAGGCCCACAGUACACACAAACAAGCAACCAUGUAAGACUGUGAAGAUUGUCGGUUGUUAUUUUUCCAAGUUUCUUAAUUUACGGCUUCGUCGAUGCAGAUCAUGAUCACAGAGUCUUAAGUACUUUUUUGCCUAACAAGUAAUUCAACUGUGUGGCGAUUUGUCUGUAGGAACAGCUGGGGAUUCUUUGACCUAUCACAGGGGCCACCCUUUUUCGACCAAAGAUCAGGAUAACGACAACUGGUCCAAACACUGUGCGCAGAACUUUAAAGGGGCUUGGUGGCACGACAGUUGUCUCUAUUCCAAUCUAAACGGCCCUUACCAUCAUGGAAAAAUUUCAACUUCAUACAUAGGUGUGAUCUGGUAUCACUGGAAAGGAGCUGACUACUCUUUGAAGAGAGCUGAAAUGAAAAUCAGGCCGGAAAAGUUCUAGGAAAGCCUUUUUACUAAGCCCGUAUAGUAGUGCACUAAAAAAAGUCUUGAGGACACACGAAAAGUUUCCAAAUUAAACCUUUGCUGAGCUAAUUAUAGAGUGAUAAUAUUUUUUUGUGAUUAAGUGUAAGGAAAUGUUUUUUUUUUCCCUAAUGAACUCAACAAAUUUUUAUAGAGUGGAACCCCUUUUUAAUUUGUUAACACCGCCGUUGGACAGGAAAUUUUGAUCGCGGGUUGGUCAGCGUAUCAAAACCAGUUAGCGGUGAUGAUACUUCUCAUUUCUAAGGAAUGAGGUCAAUGAGACUGGAUGACAAAUAAUAAAAUGUUUUUCUAACCAUCAUUCUGCUGAUUUGAAAAUUAUUAUUUAUCAAUCACACACUCAACAAUAAAAUAAAUAAAUAAAUAAAUAAAGAUUUAUUAACUGUCAGUUUGAUUGGUUUUCUCACUUAUGUAGUCAGUCACGCCAGCCGGACAUUAGACUAACGGAAUUCAUUAAAAGAAUACUCCAAUACGACUGGUACUUCUUUCGUAUAUAUACCUAUGAUCCACCGAUUCAUGACAUCACAUUCGGUUGCAAAGCUGGCGCGAAGCAGCAAGAUGGACGCCCGAUGCUAUUUGGUUUUUUCAUUACUUUCAUCCAGGGGCUAAAGGGCAUUUUAUUCUUUCCUGAAUUCCGAGGAUGUUGAGAAGAUAUGUUGCCGGCUUUUUAAGCAAAUGUCAUUACCAAACAAAAGACACUUAGUGUUAUUUUUACGAUAGGCUUAAAUAGCAUGCAGAUGCGAGGAAUAUCAUGGCGAGUCUUUUGCUGUUCUCAAACGGUUAGCAAGAAUUUGAUCCCAUCGGCCUAAACCCCCUUUGGACACCUUAUGAAGUUUACACAACCUAGAAUUCCUUAUAUUAUCACUUCUGUUUCGAGCACUGGCAACAGUGCUAAUUAGGGUUAAGCACUUAAAAUAGCGAUUAGGGUUAAAAAAAAAUGCGGUGCCAACUUUCCUUACUUGCAGCCAAUGGCUGAAUUGUGGAGGAACCAGAGAGGCGAGAUCGGACGUCAGCAUAUAAAGGCGCACUCUUGCAGCCACUUCAGUUUAUGUUUUGAUCACACCUUGCCCACCCAGACCAAUGACGGCACAAGUCAGAUAGACAUCGGGGCCUACGUCCCCUAAUCUUUUCGAACAAUGUCACGGGUUCUUUUACGUCCGCUUCCAACUGGAGUACUAGGACCGGAAGGAGACAAGGCCAACGGCUUAACAUCACUGCCUAAUGACGCAACCAUUGUAGUACCAGUCGUAUUGGGUUUGAACUCACGACCUCCCGCUCAGCAGACCGACCUUCUUCCAACUGAGCUAACCACUGACUGUGCUGAUUAGGGUUAAGCCCUGAAAAUAGUGAUUAGGGUUAUUACCCGGGGGGGUACUCGCAGAAAAAUUGGGUAGGGGUGUGCGGCCCGCUUCCCAAAACCCUUACCCUAUUUAUGACCAAAAUCUGCGAUUUUCCCUACCCUAUUUAUGACCUAACCAAAAAUUUGAGACCCUAUUUUGUGAAGGGCUUUUUUUGCUUGUAUUUUCUAGCCUACAAAGCACCCGGUGGAGAGGAAGGCAAAGCGCGGAUGAAAGGAGGGGGACAUGAUAAGGAAGUAGCUUCUUCUAAAAAAGUGCAUUCAAGACUACAGUGCAAAAAUCGUUACCCUAUUUAUGACCAAAAUGGCGGCAAAAUAGCCAAAAUGGAUACCCAAUUUAUGACCAAAACGGCUGAAAAACCCUACCCUUUGGGGCCGCACAUACCUAUAUAGCCCAUAUUAGGGAGUACCCCCCCCGGGGGUUAUUAGCAUCGACUCCAAACGGUUAGCUUCUAUUUAGGGUCAGGGUUGUUGCUACAUAUACCUUCAAAUCAAACCUAUUCUUGCCAGCAAAUCCUCAGUGGCGUAGUGGUAUAGGUGAUGGACUGUAAGUCUUUUGCUGCUCAGUAAAACGAGGGUCCGUUCAAGAAUUUGGCUUUUGUGAUUUCUAAUUUACCGAAAUCAUUAAUCAAAAUAGCCUAUCAUGAGCGGAAUAGAAUGGAGAAGAAUCCGGUGGUCACAGUUUAAAGCGUUAACAGCCAGAUGCCUUUAUCACUCAACGUAAAGGUGCUGAAAGCUCUAUUAAACUGUACGGUUUGAGCAAUAGAGAGUUUAAGCUUCACAUAUAAGGCAAACGGCAGACGUCAGAUUCAAGUUGAGAAGAUAAAAACAGCUCAAAAUAAUUCUUGGCUUUUGCGUUUUCAGAUUUACCGAAAUCAUCAAUGCAAAUAGCCUAUCCUGAGUGAAAUAGAACGGAGAAGAAGCAGAUAGUCACAGUUUAAAUUGUUAACCGCUUGAAGGUUUUAUCACUCGACAUAAAGUUUAUGGAAAGCUCUACGUGCUUAACUGAUUUCGAAACCUACGUUGCGCGUUGCGUGCUUCUGGAAAAGUUAGUGUUGCUUCUUUGCAUUUAAUUUGCCUUUGAAGAUUUAUGUUGAGGACUGAGCCUUUAUACCAAAAAGUAAUCCAAUUAAAAAUCAUAUCUGAGAGAAAUCAGGAAAGUUUGUGCUCUGUAUUUAUUCCAAGAUUGCACGUGUACACACCUGAAAAGAAACCCUUAUCCUCACAUCUGGUCAUAAAACAGCCCGGUUUAGAGCAGUGAAGUUCUGGAAUCUGGAGGGAUCAUCAGAGCUGUAAUAUGAGACUCAAAAAGAGUUCUAGAUACUUUAGAACAUGUUAGCAGAAAUGUACAUACAAGUUUUCCUGCAGCAGAUCAGAACACAUAUGUUCGCUUGGUAACAAAAGAGGAUAAAGGGGACAGAGAAGGCAUCCCCCAUACACACCCUAUUCCAUAGGUAACUCGUCUCGAGUUAUUUUUAAGACCAUAGAUCCCAAGGGGGAUUAGAUAACAGCCAAUCACAUAGCGCGAAUGUCUUCCGCGUGGAUGACUCACUCUCAGAGCCACGCGUCCUUCACGAAUUGACGCAGAAAAAAAUGGCGAAAGACGCGGAGAGCGAUAUUGCUAUUUGUUUUGUCGACGAAAACGACUAAAGAGAGAAUUCUGCUAAAGCUGUGUCAGCGAAACGGAAAUUAAAAAAGAUCGCCCUUCCUCUCUUGUAUAGAGCUAACAGUACAGCAGGGAAAUCUUAACACAGUGAAUAUUCUCUCAGGAUCACUUAUAAUUUACAGUUUGAAGAGAGCAAUUUCUGGUUUGAUAUUUAUUCUUUUAUUAGUCUUUUAUUAUUCAACAAAAAUAACGCUUGGCUUCCUACUUGCUUUAUUGUACAAACGACCGGUUUCAAUAGACCGGCGAAAUUGAUGUAAAUUGGUAUGGAUUAUUAAUAACUUUCAUUGGGUCAUACAUAAUGCUGUACUGCACUUUUAAAAACUAAAAAUACUUUAUCUCACAAUUAUCUAAGGUAUGAAAAGUGAAUUUUGUGUAUUUUUGAAGACUUGAAUAUCUAGGACCUUUUGCGUCCAACAGUUUUUUCUUCGAUCAAAAACGAUCUCCAAAGUAGCUAUUUUAAAAACUAAGAGUGCUACCAUGGCUUUUUUCUCUUCUCCUCCUUUCCUUCUCCCAGCUUUUUUUUUCUCCUUUCCUUUUCCUUUGUUACUAUGAUUUUGGAGCUUCUCGGGCUUAAGAAACAUGCCUAAUUUUACGCCUUUUCACUCAAAUGACUGAAAAUUUCGUUAGGUUGGCAUUCAAAAAAUCGGUUAGAUAUACAUUUAGAUUUACAAAACUUUACAAGUCCUAAAUCUGGUCCUCAGACCAUAAAUUAAAUGGUAAACAUAGUACCACAAUUUAUAACACGGUGAAACAAAUUUGCCCACAAUGUAAUAGACUAUUUGUUUUGUAUGGUGGCCCGGACGUAAUGAAAUUAACGCUCCAUGAAAUUAAGGUAUGGGAAAUAAACGCGACUUAAAUAUCAUCAACAGACUUAAAUAUAAAAAAAAUAAAAGUGUCCUCGGAGUGAAAUACAGUCGGAUCUCCACACUUAAUGGCCAUCUCUCUACCACGGCCACUUUUUUGGCGGACAGUCCACACACUGACUCUUGUUUAAACCUCUAAAACGGCCACUUUUUUCUGUCCCCAAGGUGGCCGUUGUGAAAAGGUUCAACUGUAGCUGUCUUCUAGAACAAGGAGCCCUUGAUUGGCUCCUACUCGAACCCCAUUCUCGUCCCCAGAGCUCGUCGUUUCUUUUGGGCACAUGGUCUUGAAACGAGGAACUCGCCACUGGUCCGUUACAAAUUAAGCCGAGUCGCCCUAAGGACGAGAAUGGCUCGAACCCAUGGACUGUCAACGCUAUUUUUAAAAGGUAAGUGAUCGAAUGAAGGUUGAGAACAGAGGAAAAAUGCGCAAAAACGUGUACAUGCACCAAUCCCCGAGGGCUUCUGUAGCUUGCGAGCACACUUCUCCUAUAUGUUUGAUAUACGUUUCCUUUACUGCUCUUUCGGUAAGCAACAAAGGAAGUAGGAGAUGUCCGCACGCAUGGCGAACGUGCUGUAACUCUGGUGAUAGCUAAAGCAAUUAUAGUGAAGAUAAAAAACGAAGCAUUUUCCUCAGGACGACCCUUAAUCAUGAAUUAAGUCUAAGUUCCGGCGAACCUUGAACUGAAUCUUUCAUUAUCUUCCUUAUGAUUGGUUUAAACCACUGUAAACUAAUAGCUGGUGAUUCAGACAGCAGGAAAAAGCAAGGACUUUCAACGAAACAUAAUAAACGUAGUAGAGCGAGAGUUGUACUCACAAGCACCAUGAUUCAUUUGAUCUCCUUCGUGUUCUUUGUUUCGAUUUUGCUGUCGAUCGAUUCGAUCGCAGCCCAAACACAGAAUCAGUUAGGUUCAAAAGGUGCCCAGCAGUGUACAAUCAAUAACAACUUCUACGCCGGACCGAAUAAGAAAGUCGAAACUAUGAUGUUUGAGAUGAAGAAGCAACUAGAUGAAAUUCAGAAGGAGCUUAGGAACUUAACGCAGAAAACAAAGAAAGAAAACAAGACUAAAGGUAGCUAUCUAGAUUUGUUGCUUAUUUUAUAUCAUUUCAGUCUGCAAAUGAAAUUGAAAAACAACGUACCUACAUUGGGUUGUUGUAAAAUAAUGAUCCUUCUUAAUACGAACACCUCUCUAUCAUAAAGGCAGUUGUCUUCUCCCAAGGAUAUCAAAGUUGACUUUGCCGUUGAGAAAGGUCUUGUGAUUUCUUAUCUUUUACCCAUUUAUGAUAAAAUAUCUCUAAAUUAUUCUUAACGUGACUAUUGCCUAGGCUGCCUAAAACUCAUAACCCAUUCAGUAAGAGGGACAAAGUUUAUGUCUUGAAAAUGGCGUACGUAUAGUUACGACUAAGAACGGAAAGCGCAAAAAACUCAGUCAAGCUUGUUAUUUUUCAAAAAUUAUUACUUUAAUCAUGCAGAGUCUGUUUCUCCCAGCCCGACCGCAAAAGCGGAAACGGAACUACUGCGCCAGCUUAAGUUUAUUAUGGGCUUUUGAUCAGUUGACGCAUAUGAUAAAUAAAAUGAAGUUUUUUACGUGCAUUGUCAACUCCCGCGGUUGGGGAGUAGGGGUACUCCCCAUAAUGGCCUAUGCGGGGAGGCUCCGCACAAAGGGGUACCAUUUUCAAGCCUCAGUAAAUGGAAGGGUAUGGAUCUCACUAGUUGAAGCAUAUGAAACGGCAUGGAAAUCUAUCAUUUCGGACUGUAAAAAGACCCAGAAGGGUAACAGAUGCAUUUUAUCAUGGCUGUGAAAAAGUCGAGAAAACGGACUGGUUUUGAGAUAUAUUCACAUUUUAAAGACAGUACAUUUAAAGCAGUUAAAAGGGAUUCAAGGUUCUAAACUAAGUGGGUAAAAGAGGUACCAUUUGUCAAUAGAGGGUAUUCGAAAAGGGUACAUUUUCUGUCAAAAAUGGUAUAUAAAAGGGUAAGGGAUUGGACCUCGGGGUGGAGCCUCAAAGGUAUAAAACUUUCUUGAGUACCCCCCGGAAGUCAGGUCGGAUAAGGUUCUGUUUGACACUAAAUUAAAUUCUUCUUUCUCCUUUCCUUCUUGUUACUGUCCCUUAGCGAUCCAUUAUCGCAAAAACUGUGCUGACGUGUACAAGUCAGGUGACAGGAUCAGCGGUGUGUACACAAUCGACCCAGAUGGUUCAGGGGCCUUUGACGUGUACUGUGAUCAUAGUGCCCCCGGUGGGGGGUGGACAGUGUUCCAAAAGAGACUGGACGGCUCGGUUGAUUUCUAUCGCGGCUGGAAUGAUUACAAGCGUGGCUUUGGUAACCUGAAUGGCGAGUUUUGGUUGGGGCUGGAUAAGAUUUAUCGGCUGACCAAGAGUGAACGUUGCAAACUUCGCGUGGAUCUCGAAGACACCGCGGGAAAGACAGCCUGGGCCGAGUAUGACAUGUUUGCUGUAACAAACGAGAGAACCAAGUACCAGUUAGGAAUUGGAACUUAUUCAGGUUUGUACGCAUUAUCUGAACAACUUUUCAUUAACCAAUGUAUAAUUUUAGAAUUCAAGCACUUAUAUUAGAGAAGAGGAAAUUAUAAGUACGUGCGUGUGCACCAUUGAUCCUUGCUCGAUUUAGCACAUGAUAAUAGAUGCGGUCACACCCUAGCGAUUUUACCCAUGGACUAUGAAUGUUUUUCGUUAAACACCGCAAACAUGAAAGUGAUAAAAACCCAGAGGGACAACAACCCAAGUUAUUUCUCCCUGGGGAGCGUUGCGGAAGACGUGUAGUAUGACCGCGCCUAAUUGUCACUGAGUCUUGUGCUAGUCCAAACAUCGAACAUUUUUUAAUAGGAACCAAACUUAGAGAGUUAAGUUCACGAGAAGUUCGACGUCUGGCUCAGUCAAGUUCGCCUCAAUGAGUUUGGAUCGUCCAACACAUUCCAUCCGUCUCUAGGACAAACGUUGAUCUUUGCAACCGAGGAAGUAAACUGAUAAAUUAAAAAUUUGUGAGGUAAUGUAUAUUUAGCCUCGUUCGGGACAAAAAGUUAUUAAGUUUGAUUUCUGGUCUGAUUCAGUUGACUGAUUCGACGCGUCCUUAGUUGGACGUCUGACCCAACAGACGAUCUUAACUGAAUUAAGGUUGACCCAAAUUAGAGUUUGCUUCGUUUCAUGAAAAGUUCGACGUUUGGCUUAGGCCUUAACUGCUUUUUAUGCUUAACUAGUAAUUCAGCUUUGUGGCGAUUUGUCUGUAGGAACAGCUGGGGAUUCUUUGACCUAUCAUAGAGGUUGGCCAUUUUCAACCAAAGAUCAGGAUAAUGAUAACUGGGGCAAACACUGUGCCCAACAGUUUAAAGGAGCUUGGUGGCACGAAAGUUGUCUCUAUUCCAAUCUAAAAAAAACGGCCCGUACUAUCAUGGAAAAAUCUCAGGCAAAACUUCAUACGUAG
Porites lobata is the source of this 11370-nucleotide messenger RNA. The record is from the annotation of a GenBank genome assembly. Lineage: Eukaryota; Metazoa; Cnidaria; Anthozoa; Scleractinia; Poritidae.